Zeugodacus cucurbitae (melon fly) is the source of this 3473-nucleotide messenger RNA. It is a transcript of the gene Zfp184, whose product is annotated as zinc finger protein 888. The transcript is spliced from 6 exons. NCBI's taxonomy places the organism in Eukaryota, Metazoa, Arthropoda, Insecta, Diptera, Tephritidae. Gene Ontology annotation, molecular function: RNA polymerase II transcription regulatory region sequence-specific DNA binding; zinc ion binding; DNA-binding transcription factor activity, RNA polymerase II-specific. Gene Ontology annotation, biological process: regulation of transcription by RNA polymerase II. The record is from RefSeq and is a predicted model, not a curated record. Bases 325 to 3069 code for a protein of 914 amino acids. Gene Ontology annotation, cellular component: nucleus.
UACCUCAUAGGCAAAAUAGAUUUCACACGAACAGGUAUAUAAGUAUGGGGGUUGAUCAAGAUUCUUCCAUCAGUUGAUGGAGGAUAAAUGUGCAUACAUAACCAAUUGGAGAUACAAUUUGUUCAAUUUAUUCUACUAACAGGGAGAUGAACGCAAACACGCGAAGAAGAAGCAUAUAUGAGUGAUCGGUAACAAAAUUGAUGGAGGUAGUGGCGGUAAUAGCAGCAGUAGCGACAAACAAUAUGAUUAUAGUAUUAAAAAAAUGUGUGAGACUCCGUCCAAGUGAUCGAAAUAAUUACGACUACCAGCCAGUUUAUCGUAGACAUGGGUUGCAGCGUGUACUGUCGCACCUGUGCAGUACCUCCUAGGGAUUUAGCGGAUGGAAUGAUCGACAUUUUUGCAAACACGAAAAUUAUUGCACUUUUGAGUACUAUAAAGGAGUGGAAAUUGGAUAUUACGCAGGACGAUGGACUGUCGAAGUGUAUUUGUAAGCCGUGCGAAUUGGCGCUAAUUAAGAUUGAUACAUUCCGAUUGCAAGCGUUGAGAGCUAAAGAAUAUUUACAAAAGCGACUUCAAUCGUUAGAGGCAACUACUGUGGACGGUGAAGCAAUUAACGGCAAUGAAAAUGACCUUCAUAUUGAAAUAAAUUGUGGUGGAGUGGAGAUGCAUAACAGGGAAGCCUUACCUAUUCAAAUUUGUAAAAAUACAAUUAAUAUAUUUAAUGAAAAUGAGAAAGUGAGCGAGAAAGAGCAAUCAAACAAUAUGCAAUCAGGUUUAAGUGCAGUUAUUGAAGAAACGGGUGAGUUAUCGUUUGAUUCGAAUAUUGAGUCUAGCAGACCACUCGAAUUUCAGGUAAUACUAAUUGAAGAGGAAGAGAAAUUGACAUCACAGUGGAUAAAUGAAGACGAAAAUGCUGGAGAGAAGAGAAUUCAACCAUUUAUGAGGGGGGGAAAUGAAUAUGAGGAGCUUAACAAUAAUGACAAUAAAAGUGUAUCAGAGGUAGCUACAGAAUUGCAUCCAAUAAAUAUGCACAUUUUCACCAAACCGACAAAAAAGAAAUCAACUCACGGUAUACCCAAUGAAAAAAAAAUGAAAAGCAAAAAAAAAUGCCAAAAAAGGAAACAUUAUGAAAUCACGCCAAAAAAAAUUUUACCACUUGUUGAAAACAACCCACCGAAGACUGUUUCAGGGACACAAUUUCAAUUGAUUCAUAAAGAGACAAUAAAAGACAUAGGACCUCAAUGUAAAAAAUUAAGCGGCAUACCUUUGGAGGAUCAAGGGCAAAUGAAUGAUAUUCAAAAAUUAUUAGGCAGCAGCAGCAUGUCACUUGAGCCACUUAGAGAGCCAAGUACAUGCUCGUCCGACGAUUUACAAUCAGUUCUCAUGAAUCAAUUCACACUUCAAAUGAUCAAUGCAAAUGUUAACAUCCUUGAAGAAGAUUUGCAAAUUGAUGACUUCGAAACUUUGCUGGCCGCAGUUGAUGAGCAAGCCUCUUUAGCAUCGAUAAACAAUAAUAAAGAAAAAUAUUCCAGUUCUCUGGAAAACGGAGAAAAUAUACUAAAAGUAAACAAUGAAAAUCUGAUUGGUUGUAAAAAAAGAAUUCUAGCAUCAGAUAUAGGAAAAAGUACCUUGUCAGAGGCUGCUAUAUACAGUGAUAAAGAAACUGAAGGAUUUGUAACGGAAAUAAAUGACAAAGCCAAAAAUUAUGAAUCUAAAGUGGUAAAUUCUACAUCACUUAGCCCUUCUAAAAAAGUGUCAUAUAAUGAGGAGUCGACUGGUAAUACUAUUCUUAAAAAUAAUGCAUCUGGCGCUGUUGGCCGUUCAAAUAAAGUAACUUCAAGAAGUAUGCGUUGCCGCCUUUGUGUAUGUAAGGUUUCGGAUCAGCCACUUUUCGCUACAAAACAGAUGCUCGAUGAUCAUAUAGCUUCAGUACACGAUGAUAAAGAACGACCAUAUAAUUGCCCUCAGUGUACGGCGCGAUAUCGCACGCGAAGCGGGUGUGUAGCACACAUAAACGCCAUACACCUAAAAAAGGGGGACAAAUGUGAGUUGUGCGAUAAAAUUGUUGUAGGCGGCGCCGGACAAAUGCGUAUGCACAUCGAACGCAAUCACACCCACGGCAACUACACAUGUGAGAUCUGUCACAUAGAGCUAAAGAAUAUAUCACUUUACAAUUUCAAGUAUCAUAAAAGAUGGCACAAUGAAGAUAAAUUGUGGAGAUGCGAGUUAUGCGAGAAAGCAUUUGUUACGCGAACUCAUCUAAUAGAGCACAAAGUAACACAUACACGUCAAGGAAAGUUUCUUUGUACACGGUGCGGGAAAAGUACGCGCAGUAAAUGGGAGCUGCGUACACACCUCUAUGCCAUUCAUGGCGAAGGAGAAGCGCCAUUAAAAUGCAACUAUUGCGAAGAAAAGUUUACUCAACAUGUACAGAAACGAGCUCAUCUUGAGCGUUAUCAUCCCAUGGAGUUGGCUAAGCGUAUAGUUCCCUGUUCAAAAUGUGAAAAACAUUUCUCUACAGAGACUAAUCUUCAACGGCAUAUUAAGCAACAGCAUAAUGAAGCUAAAGCCUAUAUCGGACUCUCAGAUGUCGUGACGACUUCGCCAACACUUUAUGACGGAUUUAUGUGCGCACAUUGCCCUCGUAAAUAUCGCUCUAAGUAUGCCCUCAUUAAACAUCUAAGAGUGCAUGCGGUGAUGGCAGAUCGGCCAUAUUCAUGUCCUGAUUGUGAUAUGCACUUUAAACACUUCUCAGAAUUGGACAGGCAUGAUUUGCAGCAUCAUGCUACAGUGCGUCCAUACAAAUGUGAUGAAUGUUCCAAAGCUUUCGCUACAAAAACCGCGCUUAAAAUUCACCGACAAGUUCACGAAGUAAAGGGCAGAAACUUUCGAUGCCCAGAAUGUAAUCAACGGUUCAAAUUUGAGAAAUCUUUGAAUUUACACAUUAUUUCGCACAAAACAAUGCGCCACACCUGUGAAAUUUGUAAAAAGUCAUACAUACGACUAACACAAUUGAAAACUCACAAAAAGCGAUACCAUAAGAGAACCACCGAUUCAGAGGAAGAGUAACUCUACUCCAUCCCCACAAUUGAUGGGCCUACAUAACCAUAAUGUACCAAAGAAGUUGAACUCGGCAGCAUUCCUAAAAUUUCUUUUAGAAUAUUUUCUGAUGCUGCAACAACAACACGAGAAAAUGUAAUUUAUUAAGAAAAGAUAUGUAUCUUGCUAGAUACAGACAGAUCCUCCACAUGACAUGAUGUCGGGUAUACGUGACGUAAACGGACUCUAUUUUAUGUCUGACCAAUGCAUGUUAAAAGAAAAAUUAUCAACAACGACUUUCAAAUGUAAUUUUAAAUAUAAAUACGCUUUCAAAUUUAUUGUUUAAAAUCAAAUGUAUGAAUGUGAAUGUACUUACAUUAUAAAUGAAUGAAACAGGAUAUAUGUGAAACUAUUCUGUAUAAAUCUUUAGAUAA